This is a messenger RNA of Xylona heveae TC161, 1557 nucleotides long. Its product is annotated as enolase. Lineage: Eukaryota; Fungi; Ascomycota; Xylonomycetes; Xylonales; Xylonaceae. Gene Ontology annotation, molecular function: phosphopyruvate hydratase activity; magnesium ion binding. The record is from RefSeq and is a predicted model, not a curated record. Bases 134 to 1456 code for a protein of 440 amino acids. Gene Ontology annotation, cellular component: phosphopyruvate hydratase complex. The transcript has 5 exons. Gene Ontology annotation, biological process: glycolytic process.
GCUCAAGAUGUCUCUAAUAAACAAACCAUGAUCAAUUUAUACAGCUUGGUAUUUACUUUUUGCUCGAAAAUAAUUGAUAGUAACUUCAUUCUCUGACCUCUAUUUAGUGACAUUUUUAAUGCUUUCAUUUACAAUGGCUUCCCGUAACAUCAAAGCUAUCAAUGCAGCGCAGCGACUGGACUCCCGAGGGAAUCCUACUGUCCAGGUGCGAGUAACCACGGAUGAUGGAGUAUUCCAAGCGAUUGUGCCAUCUGGUGCUUCAAAGGGAGAUUACGAAGCAGUUGAAGUGCGUGAUGGUGACAAUGCUUCAUUCGGAGGGAAGGGUGUGGAGAAGGCAGUACACAAUGUCGAACAUGUACUGGGGCCUGCCAUCAUCAACGAGAAAUUCGAUGUUGCCCAUGAUUUGGCCAAGAUUGAUUCGUUGAUGCGCCAUCUCGAUGGCACGGAAGACAAGAGCAAGCUCGGUGCCAAUGCAAUCCUGGGCAUUAGCAUGGCUUGUGCGAGAGCUGGCGCCGCUGCUCAGGGAGUCCCAUUAUAUGAAUUUCUUCGUCGCGAAUCAGGCACAUCCUCGGAAUACGUGAUGCCAGUACCAUUCUUCAACGUUUUGAACGGCGGUGUGCAUUCCGGAAACACAAUGGCAUUCCAAGAAUUCAUGAUUGCUCCCGUCGGAGCUAAAUCAAUGGCUCAAGCAGUGCGCAUGGGUUCCGAAGUCUAUCAAGAGCUGAAGAAGGUAAUCAAGCAAAAGUUUGGGUCAGCUGCAAUUGGUAUUGGCGAUGAAGGAGGGUUUGCACCACCUAUUUCCGAGCCCCACGAAGCUUUGGACCUGCUAGAAGAUGCAAUUGGCAGGUGCGGCUACCUUGGUCAGUUCAAAUAUGCAAUCGACCCUGCCUCGAGCGAGUUCUUCAACGGCAAGUAUUACGACCUAGGAUUCAAAAGCACAAAGCCACACCUAUACCAGCCCGCAGAGCUUUCCAACCUAUAUAAAGCCCUUCUGGAUAAGUAUGAGAUUGCUCUCCUGGAAGAUCCUUUUGCACAAGACGAUUGGCAGUCAUGGAGCUCCUUCUGCACACACUGUCCAGUUGAGCUCGUUGGGGAUGACUUGCUUGCGACGAACGUCAACCGGCUCAAGAUUGCACACGAGAAGAAAGCCUGCAACUCGAUGCUGCUAAAGAUCAACCAGAUCGGCACAAUAACUGAAGCUCUCGAAGCGGCAAAAAUGUCAUACCACUUUGGCUGGAGCGUUUUCGUAUCUCAUCGGUCCGGUGAAACCACUGAUGAUUUCAUUGCAGAUCUCACAGUGGCAAUUCGUGCGGGCCAUCUCAAAUCUGGAAGUCCAUGUCGCGGAGAGAGGGUUGCGAAAUAUAAUCGAUUGAUGGACAUUGAAGAUGAAAUUCAAGCAAACGGGACUUGCACGUACGCAGGGGAGGGCUUCCGAGAAGCUCAUCGCAAAGGAUGAUUGCAGAAUUACACAUGCGUGGUCAAAUGUUUAUGUCAAAUAAGUUAGUUUCAAUUACUGCCAUGAAUUUAUGAAUCAAACAAGAUCUCUCGAAGCUCUGG